This is a messenger RNA of Spea bombifrons (plains spadefoot toad), 924 nucleotides long. Its product is annotated as natriuretic peptides A-like. NCBI's taxonomy places the organism in Eukaryota, Metazoa, Chordata, Amphibia, Anura, Pelobatidae. Gene Ontology annotation, biological process: neuropeptide signaling pathway; receptor guanylyl cyclase signaling pathway; cGMP biosynthetic process. The record is from RefSeq and is a predicted model, not a curated record. The transcript is spliced from 3 exons. Bases 308 to 733 code for a protein of 141 amino acids. Gene Ontology annotation, molecular function: hormone activity; hormone receptor binding. Gene Ontology annotation, cellular component: nucleus; extracellular region; cytoplasm.
GUGGAGGAGGCAGACAGGGAGAAAGUGGAUCAGGGAGAGAGGAGUGAGAAGGGAGAGAGACUGGAGGCAGGGUGAAAAGGAGAGGACAGAGAGAGAGAGAGAGAGAGAGAGAGAGAUUACUGCAGAGAGAUACAGAGAAUUAGGUACCAAGAGGAAAGAUAUAGAGAGGGAAGACUCUGGAGGAGAGAGAGAGAGAGAGAAAGGAGAAAAGAAAGAGGGCUGCAGGUACCUUGUGAGAACCUGAUCUCAACCACCACCAGGAGCUGCUCAGAAGCUGAGACCUCUUCUGUCCACCUUUUGCCUGACCAUGCAGAGGAAAUUCUACCUGUUGUGGGGGUCUCUCCUGCUGUUCAUCUUCCAGCUCCACGUCUCUGGAGCCCACCCCAUCAUGGACCUGGACACUGACAGAGAUCUGGACUCUUUCAAGAAUAUUCUUGAAAAGCUGGAUGAGAAACUCUCUCUGAUAGAAGCUUUGGAAUCAAGUCCUGAUCUCCUGGAGCAAAGCCCAAAAGAUGUUGGUGUCCACCUGGCAUCUCCAGAAGACAGCGAGGCCCCUCGACCCGAAGCCAGGGUCACCCCAAAUAUCCGAUACUCCAUCAAGGACUCCUUCCUGAAGGGGCUGCGGUCGCUGCAGAACCCCAAAAUGAUGAGGGACUCUGGGUGUUUUGGGAGAAGGAUUGACAGAAUCGACUCCCUCAGUGGAAUGGGAUGCAAUGGAUUCAGAAGGAAUUGACCCAAACCGGACAGCAAAGGAUCUUCUGCUUCUCCAAACCUCGUACGAUGCUUCGCCUAAACAUUUCGAUUCUAUUUAUGACUGCCUCUUCAUAUUUAUUUAUUUAUAACUAUUUAUUUCAUGUUUUAUAAAUGCAUUUCGUAUAAUCCAGCACAUCAUAAUGCAAAAUAAAAUGAGAUUGACACUUUAAA